Messenger RNA from Prorocentrum cordatum, 1959 nucleotides. Lineage: Eukaryota; Dinophyceae; Prorocentrales; Prorocentraceae. The record is from the annotation of a GenBank genome assembly.
AUGGUGGGGCGGAGCCUGGCUCUGGCGACUCUGGUGGCGCUGGCAGGGCUGGGGGUCCAGGGUGUGCAGCUCCACGCCACGCAGACGCACACUGCGCUGGCAGAGCUGGGCGCCGGUGUCUCCGCAGCCAGCCGGGUGGAGGGAGAACUCAACCCAGAAGAAAGGAAGUUGGCCCAUGAGAGGGCGUUCCUGAAGGAUUUCACCGUGGAGUUGGACAUGGUUGCGGCCCGCGAGAAGGGCCUGCACAUGGGGGUGGAUCUGGACACCGACACCGACUUUACGCCGAUCUCGAUCGCGAAGAUUCGCAAGAGCGGUCUCAUCGAGAUGUGGAACACACAGCACCCAGACGAUGUCGUUCUCUUGGGCGACCAGAUCAUGCAGGUCAACGACAUCCUGUGGCACCACAAUUCAAAGACGUUUGCGGAGCGUAUCAAGGGCCAAUUCCAGGCGUCCAAGAAGGGCAUUGAUGGCUCCAAGGAUACGCUCAAGCUAUACAUUUCGCGCCCCAGGAAGCAGAAUGAGGGCCGAACCCAGGCGCAGCGGGACGGCCUGUACCGGACAAAUUACCCGAAGGAUUUCACCGUCGACAUCCCUUUCGUGAGUAACGAGAGUAUGGGUUGGGUGCUGAACUCAACGGCUGACGACUGGGUUCCGCCGGUCAUCGAAAGUAUCAGCAGCACGGGCAUGGUGGCGCUUUGGAACCAGGAGCACCCUGAUGCUGUGCUCUACCCCGGCGAUGAGAUCAUCAUGUCCAACGGCAUCCAGUGGCACCACAACACAAAGGUUUUUAAGAAGCGCAUUGAGACGAUGAUGCGCAGGACUAUUGCAGAAGCGAAUUCAACGGUGGCCAUGUCUUUGCACAUCCAGAGGCCCAAGUCGGUGGCCGAAGUGCUGGACAGCAGGUCGUUCGAAGAAACGUUCGAAGCCAACGUAUCUGACUUCAGGGGGUCCACUGAUAUCGGCUGGGUCCUCCAGAUGAACACUUCGGAUCCCAUCAACAUCACCGAUAUUCCAAGCGGGGGUUUCCUCAGCACCUGGAAUGAGAGGAAUCCGACGCAGAGCCUGGCCGUUGGCGAUCGUAUCCUCAAGGCUGACAGCGUAGAUUGGCAGAGCGACAAGGGUAACUUCGGGAACAGCCUUCUUAAUCUGAUGUUCACGGGGCAUGGCGCCACUCUGCGCGUGCAGCGGAAGACCGAGUUCAAGUACGCCAAGGGCUGGACGGUUGAGAUCCCCGCCCGCGUGGGCUGGCUCCUGGGCCUGCGCAUGGACGCCAGCCACGACGAGUUCCCCGUCACGAUCCAAGCGAUCAAGCCUCUGAGUGCCGUUAGCAUUUUCAACGAGGACAACCCCGACGACGAAUUGAAGCCCGGGGACCAUAUCUUCAUGGUCAACGACUUUCUGUGGCGCAACAACUCGCGCGAGUUCGUGCAGCACCUGGAAAAACAGUUUUCCAAGUGCAAGAAGACGGGGGUCAUGCGCCUGUGGGUCCAGAGGCCCGUGGGUGUUGAGACAGAAUCUGAGUCGUCGGGCUCCAGCCAUCGCUACAUGGAUUACACUGUCGAGCUGAAUGUCUCGUCGCCCCAGGCCAUGGGCUGGAAACUGAACACGACCAGUGAGGGACAAGUCGUCGUCAGCGAGCUUUCAGUGGUGAAGGCAAGCGGGACAACAACUAGCAUCAGCAGCUGGAACGAAAAAAACCCACUGAAGGAGAUCGCGGUCGGCGACUAUGUCAUGCAGGUGGACAACAAUCCCUGGCACAACAACACCGAUAUCUUCAUGAAACACCUCAGCCACCAGCUUGCUGACGCCGCCAGCAGCACUGGCAAGGGUAGCGUCUUGGUACUGAUGCGCAGGCCCUUUGCGACGUCCCCCGUGGUCGAGGGCGACGUGAGCAUGCCCCCCCAGGGAGCCUCCCAGGUCGAAGAUGACGGCGACGUGAUGGGAGCCGGAGAAGACUGA